This is a messenger RNA of Gallus gallus (chicken), 2221 nucleotides long. RefSeq names its product WD repeat domain 53 (gene WDR53). Lineage: Eukaryota; Metazoa; Chordata; Aves; Galliformes; Phasianidae. The transcript is spliced from 2 exons. Bases 479 to 1597 code for a protein of 372 amino acids. Gene Ontology annotation, molecular function: protein binding. The record is from RefSeq and is a predicted model, not a curated record.
ACCGCCGCGCGAGGCCGCGCCGGGCUCACCUUGCCCUUGUAGGUGGGCACGUUGCAGAGGAUGUCGGUGCGCAGCGCCUCCUCGGCCAGGCAGCGCGCGGCCAGGCUGCGCCACACCUCGCUGUUCUCGUCGCCGUGCAGGACGUGGUGCCACAGCUUGCACACCAGCGCGCAGCUCCGCAGCUCGCGCAGCUCCAGGUAGGAGAACACCAGCUCCAGCACCCGCCCCGGCAGCCGCCACCCCGCUCCCCCCGCCGCCCCGCCGCCGGGCCCCGCCGCCAUCGCCCCCCGCGCGGGGGGAGGCGGGGGAGAGGCGCUGCGGGAAGCGGCGCGGAGCCGGGAGCCGAGCGGCCUUCCCUCAGCGGGCGGUGGCGGCGGCGGCGGCGGGCCCGGGCCCAGCGCUCCGCCCGCCCGCCCGAGGCCUCAAGGCGAGGGGGCGCGCGCCGCCAUCGCCGCCCGCCCCGAGCCGCCCGCCGCGCAUGCGCGGAGUCGGCGUCCCCGCCGAGAGGAGCGGCCCCGCGCCGACGGCCAUGGCGGUCAGGUGGGAGGGCGGCCACUCCGCCUCCGUGCUGUGCCUCGCCGCCGGCCGCGAGGGGCUCGUGGCCUCGGGGGCCGAGCGCGGCGAGUUGGCGCUGUGGGGGCGGGAGGGCGUCCCCGCGGGGCGGCUGCGGCUGUCCCCCGCCGAGGACGACGUGGCGGCGCUGGCGUUCUCCCCGCGCCUCCCGCACCGCCUGUACGCCGCGCACGGGGCGGCCGUGGCGCUGCUGGACGUGCGGGCGCUGCGGGAGCCCGUGGAGCGCCUCCGCUUCAACGAGGAGGAGAUCGGCUGCCUGGCGCUCAGCGACGCCGGGGCCCUGCUGGCCGCGGCCGACGACUCCGGGGCCGUCAAGGUCGUGGAUCUGGAGAGCAAGAAAGUCGUCCGCUCGCUGAGGCACGCCAACAUCUGCUCCUCCGUCGCCUUUCGGCCGCAGAGGCCGCAGAGCCUCGUCUCGUGCGGCCUGGACAUGCAGGUUAUGCUGUGGAACCUGCAGAAAGCUCGCCCCCUAUGGACCACAAACUUGCAGGAGUGUGGAACAGAGGAAGACAGCCUGCAGUCAGCCGGCCAGCUCUUUAACCCCCCACUUGCACAUUCCCUGUCUGUCGCAUCGUGUGGCAACGUCUUUGGCUGCGGAGCUCAAGAUGGUAAAGUCAGAAUAUUCCGAGUCACUGGUCUCAAAUUUGAACGUGAGCUGGAGUUCAGAGGUCAUAGUUUGGGAGUAUCACAAGUCCUCUUCAUGCCAGAAUCAUACUGCUUGUUGACUGGGGGAAACGAUGGGAAAGUCUUGCUCUGGGAUGUCAGCAAUGACAUUGGAAAGCAGCAGAAAAGCCCAGCAAAGUCACUCCAUAAAAGGAAGGGCCAAGCAGCUGCCACCGCCAGAAAAGAUGGAAAGCUCAACAAAGUGGCUUCAAAUGAACAUGCUAGAAUUUUACCAAAGCUAACCAUUGAGCAUGGAGAGAAGGUGAACUGGAUCACGUGCGCAGAGAUCAAAGGCUCCAGGAGAGUAUUAGUUGCUGAUCAGAGUAGUUCUAUAUCUGUUUAUCCGUUGCCAGAGUCUUAGGCACUGAAACAGAAAUUUGUGGGGAAGAAUCAUUUCUCUGCAUUCAGAAUAUGAUUCCAAUUAAAUCCAUUGACGGUGAACUGAAUAGUGAGGCCCCCUGUAUUCUCAGGAACGGCCAGGGAUUCGCUGUGCUCUCACACAGAUGCUCACACUGUCAUUGGCCUGGUGUUACAUUUCCAGCAUCCGGUAGUGCUCACUGCAGCUGUUUCUUGUAGGCUGGCAAUUAGGUCAUAACUGUCCUGACAUAACUGAAGCUGCAGGAAUAAAUUUAACAGGGAAAUCCACUAUGCUAAAUGAGGAUGCUGACCAGUAACAGAGACGUAAUUGAGUUUCUUCUGUUUCAAACAAUUUCAGUGCUUUAUUUUACUUCCCCUGUUAAAUUGUGCCACAGUUAGCUUGAGCUGGAUCUCUUGGAAAUAUGGUUUUCAUUAUUUUGCAUAUAGGACUAGAGAAGCCUUAACUUACUAGCAAAUAAUCAAAUGAGUAGUCAUUCUUAACUGGAAGAAGAUGGGGAAAAUGUUGGCAUCUGUCUAAUGGGUCAGCUGUCGUCUGCAUUUAGUUGUUUUUCCCAGAGAGGAAAAGUUACUAUUACAUUUGUCUUAAUAAAUGCUUUCUCUCACUGCU